This is a messenger RNA of Aphanomyces astaci, 523 nucleotides long. RefSeq lists its product as hypothetical. The coding region runs from base 8 to 427 and encodes 139 amino acids. Lineage: Eukaryota; Oomycota; Saprolegniomycetes; Saprolegniales; Verrucalvaceae. The transcript is spliced from 2 exons. The record is from RefSeq and is a predicted model, not a curated record.
AAAAUGGAUGCCCGUAAAGACACGCGUGCCACGUCAAAGACACGCGGAAAUGAGCACUACAUAUGCGUGCAGCGCCAUCCAUUUCUGCUUUCCAGCCACCUUUCGCACGACUUUGAAUGGCAUGAGUGCUGUACAUGAAGACGCUUCCGUCGUCGAGGAAGUCCCCGACUCCACCCCCACGGCUGCCCGUUGCCAGGUGCUUUCAAAAGGACUCGCGUGGAACUUUUGCUCGAUCGCCCUCAAUCCAUUCUUGCAAUGUUACGCAAGAAGCGCGAAGGCCAGCAAUCCGUUCAGCGUUUGCUUCAAGGAAUUCAAAGGCUUGGGUCGAGCGAUUUGCAACUUCACGCUGCAGCACAGCGUGUUGGAGAAGGCGCCGCCCACGUACAUAUUCAACAUCGUCUUGCCAGCGUGUCGUCGCUCCAGUUAACCGUCCCGUGGUUGUCUUGGUUUUAUUAUGUGCCCAAUAAUGCCAGCGUUAUUUGUUUUUCUAAAUAUUAAUACUACUACAGUAGUAAUACAGGAG